This is a messenger RNA of Medicago truncatula (barrel medic), 888 nucleotides long. RefSeq names its product thiosulfate sulfurtransferase 18. The transcript is spliced from 5 exons. The record is from RefSeq and is a predicted model, not a curated record. Lineage: Eukaryota; Viridiplantae; Streptophyta; Magnoliopsida; Fabales; Fabaceae. The coding region runs from base 194 to 631 and encodes 145 amino acids. Gene Ontology annotation, molecular function: catalytic activity.
ACCAAGCAACAGAGACACCAGAUUUCAAACCAAACCAACAUGCUGCUUACAUAUAAAUAAACUUACAUUUAUUGUGUUUUUCAUAUACUUCAACUGAACUUAAAUGCUUUAGUAAAAAUCACUUUUCAUUUUUCAUUUUUCAACAUUUGCAUUUAAGAUUAACUAGCUUGCAAGUUACAAACCAUAUACAACAAUGGCUGCUGUUUCAGCAAACUUGUUACCUCGUUGUUUGGCGUUUUUUCUUCUUCUUGUUUUUGUCUUGUGUAGCUCAGGAGCAAAGGUUGUCACCAUUGAUGUACACGCAGCCAAGAAUCUCAUCCAGACCGGUCACAUUUAUCUUGAUGUUAGGACGGUGGAAGAGUUUGAGAAAGGGCAUGUAGAUGCAACUAAGAUCAUUAAUAUUCCAUACCUGUUGGAUACACCCAAGGGCAGGGUGAAGAACCUGAAUUUUGUAAAGCAGGUUUCAUCAUCUUGCGACAAAGAAGAUUGUCUCGUUGUGGGUUGCCAAAGUGGGAAGAGAUCUUUUUCUGCAACUUCUGAACUUCUAGCUGAUGGUUUUAAGAAUGUGCACAACAUGGGAGGAGGUUAUAUGGAAUGGGUUAGUAACAAGCUUCCAGUGAUACAACAGUAGCCAAAGAAGAACAAUAAUAAGUUCUUAUUGAUAUGAUCAUCCAUUUUUUGUUUUUAAAUGGUUUCAUCAUGGAGAAUGAGAUACCACAUUUGUAAUAAUGUAACAACUUUAAGAGAGUUUAUAGAUUUUACUUAUUAAAUACAUGUUUUAAAAGAGGGCAACAUGUUGCUAUUUAUAACCUAUUCCAAGAAUGCACACCAGUGAUCUUAUAGUUAAUUAUUUUGUCCAACUUGAAUAAAAGAUGGUUUAAUGUCACA